CGGGCUUCAGUGAGAAGUCACCAUGGCAACCAAAAGCCGGCGCCGGCCGCGAGUCCCGGGAGAGAAUGGGGAUCCAGCGGGGCCUAACCGGGGGACGGUGGGAGGAAGACCGGGGAACAGGAAGAGCAGAGCUCAUAGAACAUCAUGGAGGAGCCAAGCGCUCUGGGGCGCACUAUGUACACUUCUGGCCGUAUCUGUCUUUCUCUUCGUGUGGGACUAUCCUGGCGGAGACGGGAUGGAGGUCUUAGCCCCCCAGCGGGAAACGAUACAACACAAGUUCUUCCCAAUUCCCUGCUCCCAGGAUUAUGAAAAUCACAAGAGAUUCAGUGGGUGCACCCCUCUGAAGUGCGGCAGAGCCGUGACAGACAAUGUUAUAUCCCAGCGGGAAGCCAAGAGAUUGCUUAGGAUCGCUGAAGCCGGCUUCGCUCUCGGAGGCUCUGACGGAGGGGCAUCAAUCCUGGACCUGCACUCCGGAGCUCUGUCAAUGGGGAGGAAUUUUGUCAAUAUGUAUCGUUACUAUGGAGAAAAAAUAAAGGAGAUAAUAACUGAAGAGGAUUUCCAGCUAUAUCGUGACGUGAGGCUAAGAAUUCAGCAGGAAAUAGCGAGGACGUUCGAUCUCGAUGCCCACUCUCUGCACCUGACCAAACCCACCUUCUUCUCCAGAAUGAACAACUCAGAGGCCAAAACUGCACAUGAUGAAUACUGGCAUCCUCAUAUCGAUAAGAUCACAUACGGCUCCUUUGACUACACCUCCUUACUCUACCUGUCUGACUACUCCCAAGAUUUUGGUGGCGGCAGAUUCAUAUUCAUGGAUGAGAAGAUGAACAGCACGGUGGAACCCAGAACAGGCCGCCUGUCUUUCUUCACGUCCGGAUCAGAAAAUGUACACCGUGUGGAGAAAGUGAGUUGGGGUACGAGAUACGCCAUAACCAUCUCCUUCACUUGCAACCCAGAGCACGGCAUCGUGGACCCCACCUGGACGUAGCAUUAGGCUCAAGUCUGCUUGUGGGCCAACAUCACGGACCUCUUCCUAUACUGGCUUAUAA
Nanorana parkeri is the source of this 1046-nucleotide messenger RNA. RefSeq names its product 2-oxoglutarate and iron dependent oxygenase domain containing 3 (gene OGFOD3). The record is from RefSeq and is a predicted model, not a curated record. The transcript is spliced from 9 exons. Bases 23 to 985 code for a protein of 320 amino acids. NCBI's taxonomy places the organism in Eukaryota, Metazoa, Chordata, Amphibia, Anura, Dicroglossidae. Gene Ontology annotation, cellular component: membrane. Gene Ontology annotation, molecular function: iron ion binding; oxidoreductase activity, acting on paired donors, with incorporation or reduction of molecular oxygen; L-ascorbic acid binding.